Molecule: messenger RNA, 1672 nt
Organism: Ambispora leptoticha
Lineage: Eukaryota; Fungi; Glomeromycota; Glomeromycetes; Archaeosporales; Ambisporaceae
Source: the annotation of a GenBank genome assembly
AUGACCACACAUAAUCCAACGGUAUUACCUUUCUUAGACGACGGCGAAGGGGAAGGACAAGAAGUGCAAUCAAGACGGAUUCCGAUUAUUGGCUUCUUUGCCAGUAUUGGAAAUAAUGUAAACGCAAUGGUCGGCAGUGGGAUUUUCUCCACUCCGGGUGUUGUGUGGCGGUUAACCGCGUCAUCAGGAGCAACCUUUUGGUUGUUCCUGAUGGGCGCUGUUAUCUCCAUGUGCGGAUCUUUAAUAUAUGCUGAGGCAAGUAUUGGUCCUUAUGUUAAAGAGACGUUUUGGGAAAAGGCGUACUUAGAAAAGGCCUUCCCAGAACCACGCAGGCUACUAAGUUAUUUGUUUAGCAUCGCGAUGAUUACAAUAAUUCGACCAGGCGCUAUAGUAGCUGUAUCAAACAUAGUAGCGCAGUACUUUUUGUUUGCAACACUUGGAAUUAAAAAUUCAGAAGAAAGCGAUUAUCAUCCAACUUAUUUCACAGACUGGAAAUUUUGGAGACUUCGUUUAAUAUCAGUAUUAGCCGUGCUCAUUGCCACCACCUAUCAUAUUUACUCAAACACCAUCGCGCACAGAAUUAAUCAGACGGUGUCGAUAGUGAAACUGUUAAUUUUAACGGCUGUCACAAUAAUGGGAAUUAUGGUACUCUCGCGUAACACUUCUAACUGGGAUGGUGCUUUUGAAACUACUCAACCAGAAAACAACAAGGUCACAGCAUCGGAUUAUGGAUCUGCUAUCUUUUUUGUUUUAUUCUGUUAUGAAGGCUGGAAUAAUAUCAAUUACCAGUUGGAUGAGGUCCGAAAUGUCCGGAAAAAUCUCGUCCGGACUGGUGUUCUUUCUGUUGCUGCAUUGCUUUUACUUCAAUUAGAUCUGUUAGUGAUAGUGUCUUACGUAAGUGUCGUCCCACGUUCAUAUAUACUUAACGGUCACUCCUUUGGUCAAAACGAAACUUUAGCAAGCUCAACAACCUCAAAUCCAAACGAAGUAAUCGUAACUCUAUUUGCGACGUUCUUCAAGAACGCUAGCACAAAUGUAAUGAUUGAUGGAACAAUUCCAUUAUAUGAGCUCAUCCAAGCUGAUAAUUCCCAUGAUAAGCUCGCAAGAGCUUUUUCAGUAUGCGUGGUUGUUUCUUCGUUUGGUGCUAUGACUGCAUUGAUAUGGUCUGGCGUUAGAGUUAUUGUUGCGUCUGCACAGUCAGACUAUAUUCCACGCGUUUCGGGAUUACUCAAACAACGGCAUGAAGCGCGGCGAACUUAUACGAAUGCCUUUGUUGCACAACUUCUUUGGUGUACAGUUAUUAUUAUUCUGGCACCAACUACGGACCCUUUUUCAUUUUUAGUUUCGUUAUCGCAAUACACAAUUUUGAUCGCGUAUGGCGCUGCAUCGAUCGGACUUCUGCAUCUGCGACACACUGAACCAAACCUAAAGCGACCAUUUAUCCCAAAACCAAUUGUUUACUUCUUCCUUUUCAUGAUCGCUCUAAUAUUAAUCGUGCCAUUCACCAAAGAUCCGAGCGAGUUACCUUAUGUUAUUUCUUUAUGUGUGAUUGGUUUGGCUGUUAGUGCGUGGUACUGGAAAUAUUAUGCAUUGAGUCAACGUCCACCAUCUCUUGAACCUGCAAGUUCAAUUUCGGUUGAACCUUCAACAUCAUCAUUUGAGAUCCAGGGAG